Syngnathus acus (greater pipefish) is the source of this 7859-nucleotide messenger RNA. Its product is annotated as nucleoprotein TPR-like. Gene Ontology annotation, biological process: mRNA export from nucleus; protein import into nucleus. Gene Ontology annotation, cellular component: nuclear pore. Lineage: Eukaryota; Metazoa; Chordata; Actinopteri; Syngnathiformes; Syngnathidae. The record is from RefSeq and is a predicted model, not a curated record. The transcript has 55 exons. The coding region runs from base 117 to 7577 and encodes 2486 amino acids. Gene Ontology annotation, molecular function: structural constituent of nuclear pore.
AGAAAAGUCAAACCUUUACAGAUAAGCUUAUCCGUGCAUUUUAAGAGCAGUUUCAGCUCGUUAUGUCUUCAGGAUAAGUUUAAUACAUUUAGGAUCGUUUUGUAGGAUAGUCGGAGAUGGCGGCUGUCCUGCUGAAAGCGCUGGAGCGGGCGGAGUUGAAUAAACUCCCUAAAGGUGUCCAAAACAAGCUGGAGAAGUUUGUUACGGAGCUACAGAAUGCUAACGAGGCGCUCAGGACCCAACAGGAGAGAAUCAAAGCGGACUGUGAACAGCAGUACUUUGACAUUGAGAGGAAACUUGGAGAGGGUCAGGAGCAGAUCUUGUCUGCCACGAGAGACCUGCAAACACUCAAGGAGGAAAAUAAGAAACUAAAUGAAGAGCUGAGUGCUCUAAAGGGAAUUGAUGGAGACACUCCUGACGAUAAAACCCAGCAGCAGUCCAAAUCAAAGUAUGAGAUCGAGGCGGAAAAAAGAGAACUGGCGCGGCUGCUGGAGAAGAGAACACAAGAGGCGGAGAACCUUACUGAGGAUGUAAAGCGCCUGAAUGAGAAACUGUUGGAGACAGACAAAGUCAAAUUGGAGUUGCAUUUAAAACUGGAUGAGAUCCAUUCCUCCGAGACCUCUGUGCAGCACCGGGAAAAGCGCAUGGAACAGGAAAAGGAGCUACUGGAAAAGAAAAAUGAGUGGUUAUCCGCAGAACUGAAGACCAAAACUGAGGAACUGCUGAGCAGUAACAGAGAAACAGGCAAAGAGAUUCUGGAGCUCCGGGGUAGUCUAAAAACCAAGACCGAGCAGGUGACCAGGCUGGAAAGUCAACUCUGUUCUCUGAAGCAGUCCGGUGAAAACCAGCACAAACGAGCUGAAGACCUUAACAACAAACUGAAACGGGCUAAGGAUGAACUGACUACCAUGGAGGAGAAAUACCGGAAUGAGCUCAAUGCUCAUGUCAAGUUGUCUUCUCUCUACAAGGGUGUAGCAGCAGACCUGGAAACUAAAAACCAAGAACUGAGCAGGGCUGUUGAAGAACUCAGCAGAAUGGUUAAAAACACUACAGAAGAUAACAAAAUACUGGAAAAGAAGGUAUCUGAAGCAGAGGAGAGAAACACCCAUUUAGAAGCAGAGCUUCAAGAGAAGAUCAAGAAAAUGGAGAAAGAGAUGGAAAAUUCUAUGCUGAAGGCCUCUGGCAAAAAAUGCUGUGCGCCCUCUCUGACUGAGGAGCAGCUGGAGUCCAUGUGUCCGUCUGCAGCCGCCAUUGCCGCUAUUGUCAAGCCCGGAAUGAAGUUUUUUGAUCUGUAUAAUGCAUAUUCCGAGUCUCAGACUCAGCUGCAACUGGAGAAGCAAGAGACCGCAAGGGUGAACAAAGUGUUGGAUGAGGUCAUCCAAGAGGUGGAAUCCAAAGCACCUGUCCUCAAACGCCAGAGGGAGGAGUAUGAGACCAUCCAGGGCUCAAUGGCCUCCCUGUGGAAUAAACUGGAACACGCUCGAACGGAGAUCUACAGUUUGCAGAAAGAGAAGGACGAGGCCAAGCAACGUUGUGACGAUUUGGAGAAGGACAAGCUGAGGACAGAAAAACUACUGGACGAUACAUCUACACAAGUGUGUGUACUGCUAGUUGAACUUGAAGAAACCCGAGGUAAUCAAGUGACCAAAGAUGAAGGCAGUACAUCUAAUAUUUCUGGCCAGGUCAACAGGCCGCAUGAGAUUUCCUACCGAAGUGUAGAGGAGCUUCAAAUGCAAAACAGAAGCCUGCUGGGAAGGUUGAGGAAGUCUGAGGAGGAGAACACAUUGCAACAAACCCAUACAACAUCAGCACGUGUGUUAGAGUUGGAGACGAGUGUGGAUAAACUUCAAAAGGAGCUAGAGCAGCUGAGAGAGCAGAAGAACCAGCAGAAGCAACUUGCUGACUCCAAUGCGAGACAGAGAGACAUGUACAAAGCCUUGCUAUCACAAAGCACUGGAUUUAACCUGCCCUCCCAAGAUAUUCCCCACCCUGCACCCACUCGACCAUCAGCCCCAGUAACUCGUUCAACACCUCAUAGAGCUGCUGCUGCUACUGCUUCUGCUGAGUCUGCGCAAACCGCACAGGCUAAAGCUGCAUUAAAGCAGCUAAACGACUCCUUCACCUUGUAUAAAAAAGAAAAGGCAGAGAACGACAAAAUGGUGAAUGACGCUCAUGACAGACUGGAGCGGCAGCUGACACAGGUUCGCUCCAGUAAUGCCAAAUUGACUUCUCAGUUGGAGUUCAGCAACAAGAGGUAUGAGAUGCUCCAAGAGACUGUCACAGCGUUUCGUAGAGAGACCACAGCUCUCCAAGACAGGAACCAAAAAAUGUCUAUGACAGCCCAACGGCAUGAGCACAUUAUCUACACUAUGACGCAGGACCUGCGGCAAGCUAAUGAAAAACUGGCCCUUGAGGAGGUGCGUGUUGAGAAUUUGACUAAAGAGAGAGACAUGUUAAAGCAAGCAGAGAGUCGACUCAACCGAGAGAAAGAGGCCAUGUUGGCUGAGCAACGUAACCAAAACCUACUACUCACCAACCUCAAGAGCAUACAGUUAACUAUGGAGCGUACAGACGCAGACAUUCGUCAACGACUAAACAGUAAGAUUGAGAAUCUGGAAACAGAACUUGCCUCAAUGAAGACUCGACUGGAGCAGGAAGUAGCCCAGAGACAUACCCUUGGACGCAGUAUGGAUGCUCAGUUGGUCGAAGCUAAAAAACAACUUCAGACACAAAACACCUUGCAGCAGAAGACAAGAGAGCUUUUGAGGAACUCCGAACAGCAAGUGGCUACUCUGAAAGCUCAACUGUCUUCCAUCUCAUCUGAGAGUGUUAGUACCCCAGCAACCAGAGUGGCAACUCUUAGAACACCUGUCAGAGUGCGCUCUCCAGUUCAAACUUCUCAGCCUGGCCUGUCUGAGCUCGCAGAGGUCAAAAGUAAUCUAAAUGCUGCGGAGGAACAAAACGGCAAACUAGCAGAGCAGCUAAGUAUUGCUAAUGCUACUGUUGAGCAAUACAGAGCUGUGGUACUGUCUUUGGAGGACAGUCUGAAGAAUGAGAAAGAGCAACGCUCGCCGCUUGAGAUGAGAUUCAAGGAGUCACAAGACAUUCAGAAGCAGCUGGAAAACAGAAUAAUAGAGGUGGAGAAAAAGAAUCAGCAAGCACAAGAGGAGAAAAGGAAGGCUUUGGACGCACUUGAGAAACAAGUGAGUGAUCUCCAGCGCUGUCUAAAAGCCAGCCAAGUGGAGCAGCAGGAGGCGCUGGAGAGAGCUGCUAAAGCUGUCACUCUGGAGCAGAAGGCCAUACAGGAGAGCCUGUUGCAGACUAAGCAAGCUGGUGAGGCUCAAGCUAAGUACGAGCGAGAGCUGAUGCUUCAUGCAGCAGACGUGGAAGUCCUUAAGGAGUUAAAGAAAGCAUCGCAGCAAGAAGCAGCACGGAAGGGAGAGAUGGAGGAGCAAUUGAACAAGUGCAACUCACUUUUACAGGAGAAAAGCACAAGCUGGACAACUUUGGAGAAGCAGCUGAAGGAUGAAGUGGCCAGUCAGAGUCGGCGCUGCGAAGAGCUGGUACACCAAAAUGCUCUCCUGCACCAACAGAUGGAUGAAAUGGCUGCAAGGAGUCGUGAACAGCAACCACAACAGCAGCUUGACGUCUCAUUUAACGAGGAAGGGAAGACACUUGAACAGAUACAAGAAAUACUCAGGUUUGUGCGGAAAGAGAAGGAGAUUGCUGUGGCCCGAUGUGAGGCCUCUGAAGGAGAGGCUCUCCGCUACAAACAGCAAAUGGAACACCAAAACCAGGAACUUAAGGAGCUUCAGGAAGCUCUGAAUGCUGAGCGAGAGAAACUGCAGAACACAUCAAAGACCCUGGCUCAUAAAGAGACUCAGCUGAAGAACAUGGCGAAUAUCAGCACACUCCAAGAGACCAUCAAGAUGCUGAAAAUGGAGAGAGAGAAAUUGGAACAAGAACUGCAGCAUGCGCAGGCAAAAGUAAAGAAACUGGAGUCCAACAUUAGCCCACUACAUGAGUCAUUGUCUCACCUUUCUGACAGAAACGGCUCUCUGCAGGCUGAUAAAAGGUUGUUAGAAGAAGACAUCAAACACUUGAAGGCCAAAGUACAGCAACUUGUUAGCCAGCAGAAAGAUGGUGAUGUUGAGGAAAAGCAAAAACUCAGCGCUGAGAGAGAAGCACAGCAGAGGCGCAUCACCCAGCUUGUUGAAGAGACAGCCAAGCUGAAGACUGAGCUAACCAGAUCCAGCACCAGCACUAAUUCAGCCCAGUCUCAACUGAGAAGCCUAAGAGAGUCUAUGACCCGCCUAACGGCAGAGAGAGACACACUGAAGAGAGGACUCGCAACAAAACACAAUGAUAUUCUCGAGAAAAACAAGACCAUAACACAGGUGAAAAAGAUCGGACGGCGCUACAAGACCCAGUAUGACGAGCUAAAAGUCCAGCAUGAUAAGCUGGUAGAGGAAACUUCCGCUAAAACACAAGGUGAAACAAGCCAAGUGGAGCAGCAGGAGCUCACUAAAAGUCAAGAGGAAAUCACAAAGGUCCAAGAGGAGCUGACCACAUUGAAACGAGCGAUGCAGGAAGCCAAAAACUCUGAGCAGGAGCUUCAGAAUGCCCAGAAGGAAAACCAGCAAACCAAGGAGAAGUUACAGGAGAUUCAAAACCAAUUGACACUGAACCAGAAUCAGCUAACACAGGUUCAAGCCCAGUUGUCCCAAACACAGACACAAUUACAGCAGAGUCAGAAAGACCUUCAACAAGCAAAGACCUACACACAACAGAUGCAAAACCAACUGAAAUCAUCUCAAUGUCAGUCACAAGCCCGUCAGAACCAGAUUCAACAAAUGCAGAAGGAGCUACAGCAGGCUAAAGAUUCUCAACAGCAAAACCUUACAAAUCAGAAAAAACUACAAGACUCCCACCAACAGGAGAUUAACAAUCUUAAAACCUCCUUGAGCAAAGCAGAGGGUCAGCUGUCUGAGCUCAAAGGCCAGAUGGACACUCGGCAUAAGAUGAUGUCUGCGCAAGAAGCCGAAAAUAAACGACUUCAAGAACAGCUACAGGAAGUAAACCAAGCUAAUGAAGCUCUCAGGGGUGCACAGACUAACCAGAACCAGAACCUGUCCAUCCAAGCCAGUGAUGAUAAUACUGCAACCGAUGCAAAUCACCAAUUAAAAGAGGAACUUGCAAAACUCAGACAGGAGUUGUCUGAGAUCAAGAGCAAGGAGGAGCAGCUCAGACAACAGAUGGCUGACAAAGAGGAGAAGACUAAGAAGGCCUUCGUCGGCGCCAAGACUAAAAUUAACCAGCUAAAUACUGCAAAAGAGAAUCUGAGCAAGGAGGUGGAAGAGCUCAAGCAGUGUAAGGAGGAACUAGAAGUAAGGAUGAAUGCCUUGAAGUCACAGUAUGAAGGAAGAAUUCUUCGACUUGACCGGGAACUGAGGGAAACUCAAACUCACACUGAGCCCAGAGAGGAAUCCCAGGACCAGAGUGGGUCUAAGGUUGGUGAUCAGAACAGAUCUGUUGACCAAAGACAGAUCUCUUUGAAGAGUCCAGCCCAGGACAGAAGCAGCAGUUCAAACCUGUCUGAACCACCAACGGCCAAUAUCCGACCCACUCCAAGUACUCCUCCUAGCAACAAACCGACACCUUCCCCUGGCAGCAAGUCAACACCCCGUGCCAGCAUCCGACCUAUGGUUACCCCAGCAACUGUACCCAUGCCGACACCCACUGCCACUGUCAUGCCAACGACACAGACUGAAAGCCAAGAGGUGUUGAUGACUGCAGGAGCUGCUGCCCACACGGUCAUCUCCAGUCUUAAUACACCCACAACCAUAACGCAACCAACCAGCACGCAGGCAACAGCAUUUGUCCAGCCCACUCAGCAGCAGGCCGCUUCUCAAGAUGUAGGCAGCAGUAUAGAUGCAGAGCGACCAUCGACAUCCUUUGCUGUCAUUGGAGCAUCGAGUUCAAAGCGAAAUAGACAAGACGAGAUUGAGGAAGAGGAGAUGAGACCGGAGAGUUCUCACGCCCCUUCAACUGCCAAAAAGCUCAGAUUGAGACAAAUGAUUGCCCUCCAGAUGGAAGGUGAUGAGGAGGUAGAAGAUCUAAGGGAUGAAGGCCAAAGACAAGAUUCGCCUGACAAUAGUCAGGAGCUUCCAGAAGAUUUUUCUGCUAUCCCCGAAGAUGACGACAUGGAGGAGGAAGGGAUGUCUCAGUCUGUCCCUUCAGAUCGGACGUCCCCUCAGGGGUCAGGUCUGACUCGUGAAGUUAUUGUUAUCGACACAGACAGCGAAAGCCGUGAGAGUAGAGGAGAGAAACCGGAGACCACAGGUGAAGAAGAGGAGGAGGAGGAGGAAGAGGAGGGUGAUGAAGAAGAGGAGGAGGAGGUGGAGGGGGCAGAGGAGGAGGAGGAGGAGGACGACGAUGACGAGGAGGAUGAUGGUGAUGAUGCAAGUAACCUUGCUAUGAAGGAAGGUGAGGAGAGCAAUGAGGAAGAUGGGGAUGCUGAAGAGGCGGGACAGCAGCCAUCCGUUCCCACAAGUGCUGAUGACAAUGACUCGCAGUGUCCCCCUGAGCCGUCCAACACCAGUGAAGUCAGCAGCAACGAGUCGGAAGCCCAAAGAGAGGCCAUCCACACCCACCCAACUCCCUCCCCUUCCUCUUCUUCACUUACACUCCGCCUGCCCCAGCCUCGAAGGCCCCCGCACUCCCUCCCACCACGGCUCUACAUUCAACCCCCAGCUUCAGAGCUAGGCCCCCCCCACGCACAGAGACAGACCUCUCAACUCCGACGUCCAUCAGUAGGUCGAGGACCACAGCUGACGCCAGGAAUAGGAAGUAUGCAACAUUUUUUUGACGACGACGACAGGAUGGUUCCAAGUACUCCUACUCUGGUUGUCCCGCAUCGUACUGAUGGCUUUGCUGAAGCUAUACAUUCUCCUCAGGUUGCUGGUCUAUCUACCAGGUUUAGAUUUGGACCUCCUGAAGAUCUGCUCCCUCAGGCUUCAGCGUCACACUCGGACCUGGGACAGCUCGCCUCUCAAGGAGGUCUGGGCAUGUACGAGUCUCCACUAUUCUUGCCUGCUCACGAUGAGGAUGGAGGAGGAAGAAGUGUCCCCACAACACCUCUGCAAGUGGCUGCACCAGUGACGGUCUUCACGGAGUCUCUGCCUUCAGACAGUGGGGACAAUAUGGCGUCUCAAUCUGUUCCGAUGGUAACUGCUUCUACUGGGAUGUCCACACCAGGCGAUGAUGUCGAUGAGGUCUUCAUGGAACAAGAAGAAGGUCAAACUGCUGAGGCUUCUUUGGACAGCCACACUGACAUAGAGACUGCGGGACAGCAGAGUGAAGAUGCAUCACUUCCAUCCACCAGUCAAGACCCUGAUUCCUCGACAAUUUUCAACACAUUGUGCAACACCAGCAGCAGCGUCACUCAGAGGCGCACUGUGACCAGUCAACAUGUGAUGAGCAGAACCAGAGGGAGGGGUGAAGGACGCAUGCUGAUAAGCCGCAGAGGGGCAACUGGACGAUCAAGAGGCGGAAUGGGCAGAGGUAGUGCCAUCUAAAUAGCAAUUCACUGUUCCCGAAACACGACAUGGCUCAAAACACAAAUCCAUAAUGACAAACCAUUUAUUCUUGAGUUUGUUACACUCUAGAGGUUCACAAAAACACAAGAUCAGGGUUUGAGCUUUGUUAUUGUACAGUUAAUGGUCGUGUGAUUUUCUUCAGAUCAGAGUCAGUGUUUUUGUGCGUGUGGGUGCUGGUUCAAUGACUUAAGUCAUGCUGUAUUAGUCUUAUUUUUUCAAUAAUACCAUGUUCUUAUAAUAAAGUUGAUAACAAGAACUGUU